Molecule: messenger RNA, 447 nt
Organism: Coffea eugenioides
Lineage: Eukaryota; Viridiplantae; Streptophyta; Magnoliopsida; Gentianales; Rubiaceae
Product: transcription factor PCF1-like
Exons: 2
Coding region: 1-447 (148 amino acids)
Cellular component (GO): nucleus
Molecular function (GO): DNA-binding transcription factor activity; sequence-specific DNA binding
Source: RefSeq, a predicted model, not a curated record
AUGGUCUCUUCAAACACCCCAUCAAAUGUGCCAAAGCCCUCACAUAGUUCCAAAUGUGUAGGUCCAAGAAUGAACAAUUUUUGCAAAAAGGCUUCUUCUGAUCGACAUUCGAACGUGCGUGGCAAAGAUAGAAGAAUUGUUUUGCCAAUAGGAUGUGCUGAUCGUGUGUUUGAGCUCAGAAAAAGGCUUGGUCAUCGUACCGCUGGCCAAACUGUGGAGUGGCUUUUGAUCCAAGCCAAGGCCUCUGUUGAUGCUGUUCUUAACACAAAUCCAUCAGCCCCCCAAAAUCAAAAUGGAGACGAAAUGUCUGGUUCAAUUUCAAUGUCCAAACCUAUUUUAACUUCUGCGAGCGAUGUGGAAAUUUCUGCUGAUGAAGUUGCGAGGUUCUUAUUUGGAGAUCAUGGUGGAUAUGCCUUGGAGGAGGAUCAACAAAAGGAGAGAGAAUGA